AUGGAGGUAGGAGACCAUAGAGAAAUCGGUGAACAACACGAGGGGGCUGAACGUAGGGUGGACAACAAUGGAAGCAAUGACAACAAGGACCAGUAUUACAUCGAAGUUUUCGCACCAGCAGCAAAACUCAUAGGAGAAAGUGCGAAACCGAAGCAGAACGAUGGUGUGAGGGGGAACAAUGACAGGAAACAGGAAACUCUUACAAGCAUCAUAACUUCGAGACGUUUGUCAGAUGUUUCAUCGAUACGAAGCUUACACACGAAGCUGCAAGUUGAAACAGACUUGUGGAAAUUCUUUUCAGAUCUCAGCAAAGCGAAGGAGCUGUCCUCCGUUCAACUGGACGACUGGGUAGAAACCAACUUGACAAGCCUCAAACAGCGCAUCAACGAUCAUACAACAUUUGGAAUCCCGAUCGGUCCCAUGGGUGACUCCGUUGUCCACAUCGCUUUCCUCCUCGCAUACACCAGCGAAGACAAUGUACGAUCUAUGCUGAGACUCGCAACAAAGCUUCUGGAAGCCAAUUGGUUCUCGGAAAAGCAGGUGCUGCUUGGCUAUGAAAGCGAGUUCCAACGUUGGCAGAAAGACGGCAAGUUUGCAGCCACUCGCGGCUUGUACACAGGUGAGACCAUCCUCCACAUAUGCAUCGCCAACGAGGAUAAGGAGACUGUGGAAUGGCUGCUUGAAAGAUACGCUACUGCACCGCCAAAACGAACGUCGAAGCCAUCAAACGAAGUCGCUCAGAGCGAGGGCAAAGAAGCGAAGGGCGAGGACGGAGAAGCGAAGGGCCAGGGUGAAGAAGCGAAGGGCCAGGUGAAGAGCAGCAGGACACAAGCUUGCUUUGGCGGUGUAUGUGGGAUGGUAAAGUGGAUCUUGUAUCCGAAACCCAGCAGCGACCACAACAAGUCCAAAGUCACAGAGAGUGAUCUCAUCCUACACCGGAGGGCGAUCGGAGACUUCUUCCUCCCUUCGCUCAUCAAGACCGAUGUCGAUGUCUCCCGGCUCGGCUUGCUCAGAGCAUAUCUGACCGACGAGCCCAUUGGCACCGACCGGAAGCCUGUAGCCCUAUCGAAGCUCGAAGACAACAAGGACUCCUCCACCGGGUCUCACAAGUACUGGGGACAGUAUCCGCUGUCGUUUGCUGCCAGCACAGGCAACGAGGAUGUGUGCAAGGCCAUCCUUGACUUUGUCUACAGUCAGCUGGUCAGUCAUAAGGAAAGCAAGUGUGAUUGCUUGCAAACUCUUGACGGCUGGCAAGGGAUUUGUCUGAUGCUAAAGCACGUGCUUGCUCCUGAAUGGCUCAACGAAGCUCAGAUAAACGCACAAGACUUGAAGAGCAUCUUGCAUGCCGCGGACGAGUUCGGCAACACGGCUCUGCACAUAGCUACACUGCACGGACAUCACGAGGUCAUAUCGUGCUUGAUCGAGGCGGAAAAGCGUAUCGAUAACAUCCUGCGGGACAUGACUGGAGGCGACGGGAGCAAGACCUCUCGAAGCAGCAUGGGCGAGGCAGAGGAAGAGGCAGAGGAAGAGGCAGGGGAAGAGGCAGAGGAAGAGGCAGAGGAAGAGGCAGAGACGCUGCUGACCAUGCUGAACAAGGACGGCUACACCCCGCUUACGCUCGCAGCCCGGCAUGGGGACGUGGACACGUUCUACUUCAUCCUGGAGCGAUACAUGAAAACGAUUCUGUGGGCAUUCGGGUCGAAGCAGCGGACCCAGGUGAGUCUGGACCAGAUCGACUCGUUCAGAAGGGAGAAGAAGGAGGUGAAGAACGAAAAGGAGAAGGAGGAGGAGCAGGAGCAGAAGGAGCAAACGACAAGCAAGGCAGCCCUGUCUCUACGCUGGUGGUGGCCGGCUGCGGCCGAGAAGACGCGCAUGCACUCGCACCCCAAGUGGAGGAGCGCUCUGGAAGUGAUAGUAGAGCAUGAGGUGGAGGAGUUUGUCAACGAUCCCUUCAUCAACCGGCUCAUCGAGACCAAGUGGAAGCGCUUCGGUCGUCGCAUCUACUUGAUCGACACGGCCCUGCCUUUCUCCUUGUUCCUGGUCGCCUUCGUCGCGCUCCUCGUCCUCAAGGUGAAGCAGUGGGAUCAGAAGCAGCAGGGACCUGAGCUACACUCGCUCCACUCGUGGACUCUUGCGCUGAACGUCUUGGUGAAGGCAUUGGGGGUAUGGCUCUUAUUUUUCGGCUGGACCCAUCGACACCUCAAGCAGACCGACAGGAACCCCUCGGAGAGGUACAAGAGGAUGGAUUUCAAGAAGCUGCUGCAGAAGAAUAUCUCCUCCAUCCUCUCCAUCCUCACUGCCGUCUUGGUCUUCUGCAUCCCAAUACACGCUCCUACGGACACGGCUGCCGACGUGCUGCUGCUGGCGAUGUCGACGGUGCUGGUAUUCUCGCUGCUGCUCCACCUGCUGCUGCCGAUCAAGCGGGUGGGAACGAUCAUGAUCAUGAUCUACGACAUUCUCCUACAGGACGUGAGCCUCUACUGCGUCAUCUACGGGGUCACGCUGACCGGGUUCAGCCUCGCCUUGUACACCAUGCUGCAGACCGCAGACGUGCAGAAGCUGUACGAGGACAACAACAGCACGAGGUUCUUCAACUACCUCACGACCCCGGGGGCCAGCUUCCUCCAGCUGACCUGGAACUCUCUCGGAGACGACUACGUCUUCUCCACCCAGCUGCUCCUCGCAUCUGUCAACCCGACGCUCUCCUUCAUGCUGCUCAUCUCAUGGUCGAUCCUCUCGGAGCUGCUCCUCCUCAACCUGAUCAUCGCCAUGAUGAACCGCAGCUACGAGAUCGACUCGCACGACGUCCACAGGAUCUGGUUCUUCCCGUUCGCGGACCUGGUGCUUCGGCAUGAGCGGCGGAUGUUCAUCAAGAGCUGGAGGCUGUCGCGGUUCUUCAUGGGCGAUGUGUCCUUGUGCAGGACGGGGAGCUCCUUCAAGACGUCCAACAAGUUCCUGGAGCCGGAGGAGCGGCUGUCGGCCACGUACUACGACAUCAGGACAGAGGACGUGAAGGGGGAGAGGAAGGGCUGGGAGGAGGCGAUGAGGACGAAGCGGCAGAUCAUUCAGAAGCUCAAAAACCUGGGUUUAUAA
Molecule: messenger RNA, 3093 nt
Organism: Guillardia theta CCMP2712
Lineage: Eukaryota; Cryptophyceae; Pyrenomonadales; Geminigeraceae
Exons: 1
Coding region: 1-3093 (1030 amino acids)
Biological process (GO): calcium ion import across plasma membrane
Cellular component (GO): membrane
Molecular function (GO): calcium channel activity; protein binding
Source: RefSeq, a predicted model, not a curated record